ACACAAAAGUAGAACUUCAAACGUAAAAAGUGAAAAUUAAAGUAAAGUGAGUUCUUUUUAAAAAAUAAAAAUUUGCAAUAUUAAAGGGGAAAUAGUCACACCUUAGUCCGCUUAAAAAUAAAGCAAUGGCAUCUGUUAAGAAGGAAACUGAUUCAAAAAAUGAAAAAGACAGUAUGCAACAGCUUGAAGGUGAUAAGGAGAUGGAGAAGGAGAAAAUAUCUACAACAGCAGAGAAUGGCUGUGAGCGUGAGUUGACUACUAAGGAAGCAUAUUUUGCUAGUCUCAAUGAAUGGGUGAAACAAGCUAAUAUCUCUCAAAAUGCAAUGGCACUCUUUCCUUGGUACUUAAUUAACAGCUAUCCUCAAGUAUUCCAAAAUCAACAAGGUUUUCCCUUAGGAACAUCGGCUAAUGGAAUAUCACCUGCAAAUGCACAGGUUCCUGGCGGUGUGGCUGCAAAUUUGAAUGCAGUCGACCCGAACGCUUUUGGUGAUCGUAGACGCAUUAUGUUUCAAUAUCGAAUUUUAAGCGAUCAAGUGCAAGCUGAAAUAAUUCAACGAUCUGGUGGCUAUGAGUAUGUUAUUGCUCCAUUUUGGAAACGCGUUGUUGCUGAAAUAAUCGAUAUGGUGAUAUUACUUGUAUUGAAGAUCGUGGUUACUUUUACCAUAAUGAAUGUUUUCGAUUUGGAUUUGGGUUUUGAGCUCGACAAGGAGGAUCUACGCAAAGCCAUUGAAGACGAUGAUUAUGCUAGUUUUCUUACUAUGUCAAUGGACUUUUUAGCAUUUUCCUCGGAUUUACUAAUGCUUGAACUUUUAACAAAAGUAAUAGUUUGUUUUUAUGAAGCCAUAUGGACAGCGGCUUAUAACGGCGCUACACCGGGAAAGGCGGCAAUGAAUCUCUGUAUAAAAUAUGUAGAGGCAGUUUAUCCUCUACAGCCGGCAGCUGAUAUACAACCACAACCUCAGCCAUUUGCUAGACAAUUCCAGGGGCUUCAAGCCCAACGUUUACCAAUUACUGCACUAAUCCUUCCCGCCGAAGUGCCAACAUUCCAACGAGCAUUCAUGCGAGCCGUAGCAAAGAAUUUAAUAAUGACUCUACUUUUCCCAAUGUGUUUCGUCAUGAUUUUCUUUAAAAAUAAUCGCACUGCUUAUGAUAUAGCUACCAAGACGAUUGUUGUGGAAGCAAACCAGAACCCAAGAAUUCGUCACCCGCCACCGCAAUAAACUGUUACUUUAUUUUUAAUAGAGAUUUGUCUUAAUGUUUCCGAUAUGUCUCUUAUAAGGUGGUAUUCUUAUAUUUAUUGUUUCUUUACGAAAUUUAGUACUCGUAUGUAUUCUUCUAUUUUCAAAACAUGGUAAUUUCCAAGCAACUAUAACUUUUUGAAUUAAUAAAUUGUUUUAUUAACAAAC
Ceratitis capitata (Mediterranean fruit fly) is the source of this 1406-nucleotide messenger RNA. RefSeq names its product Protein FAM8A1. The transcript is spliced from 2 exons. The coding region runs from base 126 to 1220 and encodes 364 amino acids. NCBI's taxonomy places the organism in Eukaryota, Metazoa, Arthropoda, Insecta, Diptera, Tephritidae. The record is from RefSeq and is a predicted model, not a curated record.